Molecule: messenger RNA, 2014 nt
Organism: Octopus bimaculoides (California two-spot octopus)
Lineage: Eukaryota; Metazoa; Mollusca; Cephalopoda; Octopoda; Octopodidae
Product: chemotactile receptor for terpenes 1
Biological process (GO): monoatomic ion transmembrane transport
Cellular component (GO): membrane
Molecular function (GO): transmembrane signaling receptor activity; extracellular ligand-gated monoatomic ion channel activity
Source: RefSeq, a predicted model, not a curated record
AUUUUGCAUGAUUUUAGCCACCGAAUCACCGAUCUGAUCUAGCUAGAUGUGUUAUCACAUUAUUUAGAAUCAUAUGUUUGAAAGAAUUCUCUUCUUGAUUUUCACACGAAAACAUCGUCCUACGGCUUCACGCGGAUAAAGACAGCUAGAAGACCAAAACAAUAAUUAUAACAUUCAUUGAAAUAUCUAAUGCGAAACCCAACCUGUUAACUGACAGCAAUAAAACCUCAACCAACAUAUUUUUGUGGAAGUUUUAAAAUGUGACGUUGACAAAUCGCUUGCGACUCUACAUCUUGCAAAUUCCUCAUCAUACACAGAACUCAAAUAUAUAAUGACAAAGUGGACAGCACAAAACUUUUCGUGAAGGUAUUAGAAUUUUCAUAUUUUUCAGUAAAAUUGGCAUUCUGUGAAGUUUAUUAAUUUGUAUUUUAUAUGCAGAUUUUGGCUUUUUCUCUAUCGUAUGAUAAAAGUCUAAUAUGUAAGUUAGCAAUCUAUCCUGGCAAUAUUUUCUUUUAUCGACUUCUAUUACUAAAAAUUAACGAGGAAGUAAUAAAACACCGACCAAAUGAAAUUUUACUUUUUAGAAGUAAUCUACACAAUGAUAUUUGUGAUAUAUCUUGUUUUUAUUCUGAUUUCGAGUAUACCGAUAGUAAAGUCUACCCCUACGUAUGGCGAUGAAAGGCUAUUAAGAGAAAAAUUGUUAACUAAUUAUAGUAAAAGUAUAAGACCAGUUAUUAAUUUGACCAAAGUAGUUGAUGUAACUGCUUUACUGUACCUUCAAACACUUUAUGAUUUGGACUUUGUAAAUAACUUUAUAAUGGCACGCUACUAUUUGGGAUUAAUAUGGAUCGAUGAAAAGUUGACUUGGAAUCCGUUGGACUAUAACAAUAUUACGAGUAUAUAUCUACCCAAAGAUAAGAUAUGGACGCCACCUAUUAAAAUGUGCAAUUCAAUGGACAAAUCAGAAGAAAACGAUGGUGUAGGUGAAUUAAUGCUUACUUAUACGGGUUGGAUUAACAUGUGGUCAUUCAGAUUACUGCACACUUAUUGUCAAAUCAACGCUUACACCUAUCCAUUUGAUGAACAUACGUGCGAAAUUUAUCUGUGUGUCGCUUUGCAUACUAUUAACCAUACCAGAAUAAAGGAACUCAUAUACGAAGAUUCAAAGUUUACACAAAACUAUAAGUGGGAUAUAAAUGUCUCUGGUAAAGUGAAUGGUACUGACGAAUUAUUCAGUUACGCAUUUGCACCGAUGUACUUACGACGUAAACUUACCGUAGGAAUCAUAGCUAUGCUUAUUCCAACAGUAAUGAUGACUAUUUUAACUAUUUUUGUUUUCCUUCUACCUCCUGAAUCGGGGGAAAAAGUUUCUCUGGCGACUACAAUAUUUUUAUCAAACGUCUUGUACCUUGUCCAGAUCGAUAAAACUACUCCAACAAAUACAAAAUAUCCUUCACUUCUAAUGUUAUAUUUAAUGUUAUUGUCAAUGUUAAGUGGAAUCGCUACACUUGGUUCUGUGGUUAUAAGUAAGUUGUAUGUAAUUCAGUCACCUUCCUUGAGAAAAUCGAACCCGUCAGAUCAAAAUAUGAAUAAAUCUCAUACUAAUAAAGUUGCAGAUAUUUCAACAAUUUCCAAGGUACAAUCAGAUUUGCCGAUUAGAGAGAAGCCAAACGAGAAACGAAUAUAUUGCAUAUCCGACUAUAUACGGCUCGAUGACAUAUUUCUAAAAUUAAGCAUUGCUACAUCUGUAAUAAUCUCAAUGAUAUUUACAUGUUUGUUGUUUAUUCCACUUGAAUAAAAAUAUGAAUGUGAAAUUACACGACAGUUUACUAAAAUCGCUGUGAAUUUGAAUGUGCUUAGCAGAAAGGAAAAGAAAUUUGCGAUAUGGAAGAUCAAACAUUAUUUAUUACUUGUAUUUUUUGUCUUCUACUUUAGUAUUGAUACAUGUUCAUUGAAAGAUAUAUGUGAAAAAAUAAAAACACAAGUUCAACUGAAUCCCUAUAUACAUACACAC